Molecule: messenger RNA, 1185 nt
Organism: Branchiostoma belcheri (Belcher's lancelet)
Lineage: Eukaryota; Metazoa; Chordata; Leptocardii; Amphioxiformes; Branchiostomatidae
Exons: 4
Coding region: 53-691 (212 amino acids)
Source: RefSeq, a predicted model, not a curated record
CCUGACUACGCAGUACGUAUACAGACGACAGUACAAGUGUUGUAAAAAAAAGAUGGCGAUGUACGCUCACGGGUCUUUUCUGGCGGAAUCUCGGCGUUCUGCGCAGAACAAGGGCAGUCAGAGGAACGAAAUGUUCCUGACGUUAGAGCGACUGGAGGAGAGAGCCGCAAAACUACAGAAGGAGUUUGACAGCCUGCAGGAGUUUGCAGACGACCUGACCCGCCGGUACGAGCGACACGCCACCUACCUGUGCACGGAAGCGGUAAGGAUGGACAUUUUCCGCUGUAUACUGGACCAACGGCUCUCUGACAGGGACAGGGAGUUACUCUGCAACUACAUAGGGUACUUCCUGUACUACGUCCUGGUGCGGAUUGGCGAGGAACUGCCGCAGUACCGAACCGUCAGGUCCUACCGCCGCCUGAGGUCACGCGAGGACAGGGACCCCGCACUCAAGGCGCUCAGAUGCAGAAUUACAGGAGACCUCGGUAUUGACGAGACAGUCUUCGAGGAGCUUCUCCACUUCUACAAGGACUACUGCCAGCCUGAGUACUUCUCCGUCUUAAAGAUCGAAGAAAAACCCAAGGAGGAGGUUCUUAAGACGAUCCAGGCUAAGGUUCAGGAGCCGUGUCUGGCCCAAGGGCUGGCUAAGGUCGUCAACGUGGUGCACGAGAACUUUAUGUUCGACCAGUGAAAAUUAUAAUCAUUGAUCUAUAUAUUUGUGUUUGUAUCGGUAUAAAAGUAUGUCCUCAUAGUAUCUAAUCGAACAUGAGUAUUUGUGUUUGAGUUAAACACAACAGUGUUUGUCCUGGGGGCUGGCUAGGGUUGCCUGCGUUGUACACGAGAACUUCAUGUUUGACCAGUAAACAUGGCAAUUGUUGAUGUGAACAUUUUGUGUGCUUAUCAGUUAAACACAAAAAUAUGUCCUCGUCGUAAAUGAAAUUUUCAUGUUUCACCAGGAAAAAUUAUAAUUAUUUAUGUAAAUAUAUGUGUUUGUAUCGGUUAAACAAAAAAUAUGUCCUCAAAGUUUCUAUCGUGUAUUUAUGUUUGACCAGUAAAAAUGACAAAUAUUGAUGUAAAUAUAUCAUACCAUAAUCACAGCAACAACCUGCUUAGGACUUUCACAAAUGACUUUAUUGUACAUCACAGAUGUAAAUACAACGUAGCUGUCUUUUUGUAAUGAAAAAA